AUGGUUAACGAAAACAUCGAGGAAACGAUACUUGCGCUCCACGGUCAACAAAAGUGGCAGGAUAUCGCUAAUUUAAGUUGUACUUUGAACGAAUUUGAAAAAUGUAGACUAUUUUGGGUACUGCCAACCAUUAACGAUUUACAUUGGAUAAAAGAAAUAAUCGACAAAUACAACGUGUUUGGAUUAGCAAGUAUAGGAUGCGGGUGUGGAUUGUUCGAGUGGUUGUUUCAAAAAUAUUCCGGUCUGGACGUUAUUGGUAUAGAAUUAGAUCGGUCGUGGUGGUGUAGCAAAUAUUCUCCACCUUUGUUCUUGGAAAACGUGGCCUUUGUUCGUGAAAAUGAUACGAAAAAUUUUCAAGUAUCGGAGAAAUACGCCCUUCUCUUUUGUUAUUUCAACAAUGCAUUAGCAUUUUGCGAUUAUAUCGAAAGUUAUAAAGGAAAGCUUGUUUUUGUCAUUGGACCCAAAGAAGGUCAACAUCGUUCGACAGAUCCAAUGCCUUUCGAUAAUAAAUUUUACGUGCACGGCUGGAAGUUAUUAAGCAAGAAAAAACUCGAUCGAUCCAGCGAUUAUAUUACUGUAUAUGGUAGAUGAUUGAUGUUUACCUUCGACGAAUACUUAAACUACAAUCACCAUGAAAACAUUCGAAAUAUGUUACUCUUACGUGUUAAUUUCCACAAUUGAAAUUAGCUUCGAUAAUCGACGUUUGGCUAUUUGAUUAUCGAAUUGUCAUUGGAUAUUGUGCUAUAGUAUGUUUCGUCACAGAUGACUCUAGAGCGAAUCAUGCUGAGCAAAAGGCUGUAAAGUUUAAAAGUCCAAUUUUGUUCUAAAUAGACGGAGACACACGAUGCUGCAAAUACUUUCUAAGUCAGAAUUUCUCGACACGACAUUUAAAUACCGAAAGAUGCGAUAUUUAUUAAAUAGCUUCCAUUAAAUUAUCAGAAUAAAUUUUGAUGUCUAACCUAUGUCCGACGCGUCGCGUGUAUUGCUACAAAACAACAGAACCGUGACAAUAAUUACA
Messenger RNA from Colletes gigas, 1018 nucleotides. RefSeq lists its product as uncharacterized. The record is from RefSeq and is a predicted model, not a curated record. The transcript has 2 exons. Bases 1 to 591 code for a protein of 196 amino acids. Lineage: Eukaryota; Metazoa; Arthropoda; Insecta; Hymenoptera; Colletidae.